CGGCGACGGCAGCUCCCCCGUUGACCACGACGACGACCAGCGCCUCCGUCCCAGUCUCAUGCUGCGCGUCUUUCCGCGGCGCCUCCCUCAAGACCCGGCCGCAAGUCCCGGGCUGUGGGUCGCGCGACUCGGACCUCGGCGCGCGACACCACAUGGAGCAUUUGCGCGCCUCCUGAUCGCCCGAUACCGGCACGGCCGCGCCUUGCUUCCGACUACCACAUCCUUCCCGUUAAGCGCCCUCAGGACCAAGCAAGCGAAGAGCAUGGCGAGCGCAGGCAUCACGACGCUGGCGACCGCGGACGUGGACCCGACGACGCAGUCAAACUAUCUGGCGGUUGCGAGCCAGCAUGUGCACUUUGACUGGGAUGUCGACUUCGAGAAUGAGGUGCUGGCGGGAUCGUCGACGCACGACGUGCGCGUGCUGAAGGAUGGGGUGGGGGAGGUUAUCUUCGACACCCUCGAUCUCGACAUCGAGAGCGCGACCGUCGACGGUGUCGAUGCUAUCUAUGAAAUCAAGCCCAAGCACCAUGUCAUGGGAUCGGCGCUACACAUCACCUUCCCCAUUAAGUACGAGGUGAACGCGUUGGUGAAGGUCAAAAUCACCUACAAGACCCAAAAGCAGUGUCUGGCGCUGCAGUGGUUGGACAAGGAGCAGACGCAGGGCAAGCAAUUCCCAUACCUCUUUAGCCAGUGCCAGCCGAUCUAUGCCCGCGCUCUCGCUCCUGUACAAGACACUCCCUCCGUCAAGAUCACGUACUCCGCCAAUGUAACUUCCGUCCUGCCUGUUCUCUUGUCAGCCAUCCGCGUAUCCCCGCCCUCGGACGGCCCGGCGCACGGUGGCAAGGAAAUCGGCAAGGAAAAGGUCACCUACACUUACAAGCAGCCGGUCCCUAUACCCUCCUACCUCAUCGCGAUUGCGUGCGGGAAUGUGCGCUACCGCGCCUUCCCUGCUAUCGAGGGAAAGCCCUGGUCCACUGGUAUCUGGGCCGAGCCUGAACUCAUCGACGCCGCGUACUGGGAAUUCUGCGAGGAUACGGCGAAGUUCCUCGCCGCAGAAGAGGACAUUGUCGGGCCCUACCGCUUCGGUGUAUACGACCUCCUCGUGCUCCCGCCGUCCUUCCCCUACGGCGGAAUGGAGAAUGCCUGCUUGUCCUUCCUGACGCCGACUCUGCUGGCCGGCGACCGCACGCUCGUGGACGUUGUCGUGCACGAGAUGACGCACUCGUUCUUCGGCAAUGGCGUCACGCACGCGCACGCCUCGCACUUCUGGCUGAACGAGGGCUGGACGAACUACAUGGAGCGCCUUCUCCAGCAGGUCCUCCACUCGCCCGCCGCGCGCGGCUUCUCCUACGUGAUCGGCGAGAAGGCGAUGAAGGAUGCCCUCCGCCAGUACGAGAAGACGCCACGAUACCAGCGCCUAGUCAUCGACUUCGCCUUCGGCGAGGACCCGGACGACGCGUACUCGAGCAUCCCGUACGACAAGGGUGCGAACCUCAUCCUCCACCUCGAGCGCACCCUCGGCGGGCUCGACGUCUUCCUCCCCUACAUCCGCGACUACGUGCAGACGUUCUCGGGCAAGAGCAUCACGACGGCGCAGUGGAAGGAGCAUUUGUACAAGUAUUACCGUGAGCAUGGUGGGGAUGAGAAGAUCGCGGCGCUCGAUAGCAUCGACUGGGACGCGUGGUUCUACGGCGAGGGCAUGGACCUGCCGGUGCAAAUGGAGUACGACCGCUCUCUCGCAGAGGCGGCAUACAAGCUCGCGGGCCGGUGGGACGCAGCGCGCACCAGCCAGGUCGACACCCUCGACUUCACCGCCGACGAUCUCAAGACCUUCGACUCCAACCAGAAGGUUGUCUUCCUCGAGCGUUUGCAGACCUUCCCUCCGCUGCCUCUCGCCCACGUGCGGCACCUGGGCUCCCUAUACGGUCUCGAGAGCACGCCGAACGCGGAGAUUCGCUUGCGCUUCUACGCCGUCGCGUUGCUGGACCCGUCCUCGGAGGCUGCGCGUGCGUACGCGCAGGCGGCGGUGAACUGGGUGAUCGGUGACGAGCCGGACGGCAGCGUGAAGGGGCGCAUGAAGUUCAACCGGCCCAUCUUCCGGGCUGUGUACUUAACGGACAAAGACGUGGCUUUGAAAGCGUAUGCGAAGCAGAAGGUAUCCUUCCACCCCAUCGCGCGGAAGAUGAUCGAGAAGGACAUGGGUCUGGCGUGAGUCAGGGACACGUAGCAGUAACAAAUUAUCCUGUACUUCUCGCUGCAAUGUUGAUGUGGCUUGCGAGAUAUCCUUGCUGCAAGACAGCAAAUGGUACUGAAAGAGACAUUGUUUGCAUAGAGG
This is a messenger RNA of Schizophyllum commune H4-8, 2335 nucleotides long. Its product is annotated as zincin. Gene Ontology annotation, cellular component: cytosol. NCBI's taxonomy places the organism in Eukaryota, Fungi, Basidiomycota, Agaricomycetes, Agaricales, Schizophyllaceae. The coding region runs from base 263 to 2212 and encodes 649 amino acids. The record is from RefSeq and is a predicted model, not a curated record. The transcript is spliced from 8 exons. Gene Ontology annotation, biological process: proteolysis. Gene Ontology annotation, molecular function: metallopeptidase activity; aminopeptidase activity; epoxide hydrolase activity.